Messenger RNA from Nothoprocta perdicaria, 1712 nucleotides. RefSeq names its product maelstrom spermatogenic transposon silencer (gene MAEL). The record is from RefSeq and is a predicted model, not a curated record. NCBI's taxonomy places the organism in Eukaryota, Metazoa, Chordata, Aves, Tinamiformes, Tinamidae. Gene Ontology annotation, molecular function: sequence-specific DNA binding. Bases 1 to 1032 code for a protein of 343 amino acids. The transcript has 11 exons. Gene Ontology annotation, biological process: spermatogenesis; piRNA processing; male meiotic nuclear division. Gene Ontology annotation, cellular component: nucleus; P granule.
AUGUUGGCAGCAAAAACGCCUAAUGUGGCUCAUCCAGUUCCUGCUAGUUUGACCACAGCGACCCCCAGAAGUGCUUCUCUUCCAGAUGCCUCUGCUGUGUCUUGGAAGAAUGACCAGGCUGUGAUUGCAAACACCAUCUACUUCCUGAACAUUUACAGUCAUGGCGAGCUGCAGUCCCACUGCGAGCAGCGCUUCCUCCCGUGUGAGAUUGGCUGUGUCAAGUACUCCCUGAAGGAAGGCAUCAUGGAUGAUUUCCAUCGCUUCAUAGAUCCUGAAGUUCCACCACGUGGUUUUCGGUACCACUGCCAGGCUGCAAGUGAUAACACUCAUAAGAUCCCUAUAUCUGGGUUUGAGCUGUCACGCGCUUGCUACCCCGUUGUGUUACGUGAGCUUCUUGACUUUGUCCAGCCAGCUGGAGGUGCUUGGCCGCGUUUCUACUGCAGGUGUGAUGACAGAUACAGAAUCAACUGGUGCUUCAGGCGAAUGGCUAGCUUGUCAGGCUUUGAGAGCCACCUGGAACUUCUUAAUGUGGAAGACCUGAUAGUCGAACUCUACUGGAAGAAAUUUCAAAAGGAGCCAUCUAAGACUUGGGUGUGUAAAGAACUAGAUGUCUUCCUGUGGGAUUACUCCAGUAAUACCAGGUGCAAGUGGCAUGAAGAGAAUGAAAUACUUUUCUGUGCUCUGGCAUCCUGUAAGAAAAUAGCUUAUUGUAUCAGUAAAUCUUUAGCYGGAGUGUAUGGAGUUUCAUUGACAGCAGCUCACCUACCUCUUGAAGACUAUGUUUCCCGUGACAGCACAAAUGCCAAGAUAGUGGUGUUGGAUGCUGGACGUUUCCAGAAGACGAAGACUAGGAGCUCUGGACAUGACAGCCACUUCACUUCUGCAAGUCAAGAUCAAGGAUGUGUCCCUUCUGCUUGUGGUUCUUCCUGUGGUGUGAAGAGUCUCCCUUACGGAACAAGUAUCAUGCGAGGAAGAGGAAUUACUCGGUUGCUGAAAAGUGCAUCUCAUCUAACCAACUCUUUCAGUAAUUGAAAGUCCACUUUACAUCCAGGACAGCUGUGUGUUCUGUUUUUCCUUUUCUCUUCAGGAUAACCAGUAGUUUCUCCAGACUGCAGUUUUUCAUCUUCUAUGCAACCCUUCAUAGUUCAAAUCCUUGUUAGAAUGAUCAAACUAUUAACUGGAUUUAAAUAGAAAGAAAAGAAACCUUGGUUUCUGCCUACAAGAAGAAUUAUUGUGAAGGGAUCUGACAAUUACAUCCUCUCUUUUAAGUAGAUACCGUGUUAGUUCUGUUUCUUAGUGCGUGGAGCCAAAAUGUAAGAUCGGAUAGUACUAGUGAUUUAGAAUCUUUUAAAGACACAUGAACCACUAAAGAAGUGAUUUAUUUCAUCUUUAAUAGCCUUCAUUCCCUCUUUUGUAUGUGGAAGGUAGAAUUUCAGUACAAAAAUCCCUCCCCCCAAAAUUAAUGGGGAGGAGCAGUGGAACUUUAAAAGGUUGCAUUAAGGGAAUUAUAAAUCUAGUAGUCUCAAAGAAUUGCUGAUAAUCUCUCUCUCUCCUACUCAUUAAGAACUUGUAUAUUCAUUCAAAGCAGGAAAAAACCCAGACAUUAAAUGAGAUGUCUUGGGAAAAUGUGAUGGUGGUUUUAUCCAUCUGUUAAUGUUCUUUUGGAGACACACACAUUAUAUAUCAGGAACAAGCACAAUAUGGAUAUUUCC